CUUUAAAUGUAGAAGAUGACGUUAAUAAUGAUUCAUGGUGAGACGUGGAAUCCGUUAAAAUUGCAUUAUCAGUUAAGAAACGUGCGGGAACGAUUAGCUAAAAACCUGGUAGAAAAGGGCGUAUUGACAACCGAGAAACAGAACUUCCUUCUUUUUGACAUGACGACACAUCCCCUCACCAACAACAACAUUAAGCAGCGCCUCAUCAAGAAGGUGCAGGAAGCCGUUCUCGACAAAUGGGUGAACGACCCUCACCGCAUGGACAAGCGCCUGCUGGCCCUCAUCUACCUGGCCCACGCCUCGGAUGUCCUGGAGAACGCGUUCGCGCCCCUCCUGGACGAGCAGUACGAUUUAGCCACCAAGCGGGUGCGGCAGCUCCUGGACUUAGACCCUGAGGUGGAGUGUCUGAAGGCCAGCACCAACGAGGUGCUGUGGGCAGUGGUGGCCGCCUUCACCAAGUGACCCUGCGCAGAACCGAGCGUCCUCCUUUCUCUCGCGGCAACCAGUCAUUUUCCUUCCAGGGACUUCUGGUUUUCUGCAGUUGGUACUUCCCACACUAUAAUUGGCUUUUGUUUUAUGAAAUGGUGGGUGGCUUUUUCUUUUGUGUAUGUAUGCAGGAUUCUGCUGGUACGAGAGGCCUUCCUCUUUCUGUUGUGAGAAAAGUUUCACCACCAUACUGGCAUUCCAUUGCUUGUUGCCCGUUUGGGCUCUGGUGUGCUUUGACUGUCAGAGCACCUCCAGGGUCCCCACACGCACAUCUUGUGGAUUACCUCAGGUUGAGUUUCUCCCACAUGUGCAUGUACAUCUCGCAUUCUGCCUGCAAUUCAGACAGAAGUCACAAAAAGGCCUUUAACUCACCAAAGGUAAAUAUCUGUAUCUAUUAGGACGUUUUAUACAUAGACCUCAGUUGAGAUGUAUACUUAGCAAAAUUAUUUUUAAAUUGAAAUACACAGUAAAUAAUAUAAAGUGCCCCUUGGAUCUUGCUUCCCAUGUAAAUCUGUUGUAUUAUUACACUUGUUAUAAUUUUAACUAUUAAAU
Physeter macrocephalus (sperm whale) is the source of this 1038-nucleotide messenger RNA. Its product is annotated as Golgi phosphoprotein 3-like. The coding region runs from base 16 to 462 and encodes 148 amino acids. Gene Ontology annotation, biological process: Golgi vesicle budding; retrograde vesicle-mediated transport, Golgi to endoplasmic reticulum; Golgi organization. The record is from RefSeq and is a predicted model, not a curated record. Gene Ontology annotation, molecular function: phosphatidylinositol-4-phosphate binding. Lineage: Eukaryota; Metazoa; Chordata; Mammalia; Artiodactyla; Physeteridae. Gene Ontology annotation, cellular component: Golgi cisterna; trans-Golgi network; cytosol. The transcript has 2 exons.